AUGGUGUGGAUUAUCAUCUCCGAGUCAGUGUUUGAGUAGUUUGCACCUCGAGUCGGUCUUGGCCCAGUCUCCUUGCUUUGUCCCAGUUCCUUGCCCUUGACGUCUCCAAGAUGUUGACCAGCAUUUGGAAUUACGGCUUUGCCCUUUUCUCGGCUUUGCGAUCUCUUCUGCAUCGUCUCAUUCUCUUCAAAGUACCUUCGCUCUUUAAAGUUCUUCUCCCUAACCGUGAGAAGCCAGGGGAUGUUGAGUGCUGUAAACCCCCUGUCAAUGAGAUGCCACAUCCAGGUACGGAGGGCGAUACUCAUGCAACGUCAAUCACGGAAUGCCCAGGUGCUGUAGGCGUCGAAAAAGAAGACCCAGUGCCGCACGAACCCCUUCUUGGCGAAGUCUUGGGUGAAGGCUCAACUUCGCGUGUUGCACGCGUGGCGCCAGGCGUCAUCAUCAAAUAUCCACGAUUCUCUUGGUGGCAUUCGAAGACAGCGGCGAAUAAGUGGUUUGUUCGAGACAUGAAGCGGAGUUUUGAGGUGGAAGAGCGACUUCUGCAAAUCCUAGGAAUACACCCAAGAAUAAUAGAGUUCAAGGGUGUCUCAGAUGACCCAUUCGGAUUGUUAUUUGCAGAAGCAAGCGAUGGAAAUCUACAGAACUACAUCGACCAGCAUCAUGCUCGCAUUGAUCUGUCGCUACGAUUCAAAUGGCGCACACAAGCCGCGGAGGCGAUCCAGUUCAUUCAUCAAAAAGGCGUGAUACACUCUGAUCUUCGACCUGAGAACUUUUUGUUACACACGAUCGCCGGAAGCGAGCUCGAUCUUUUGCUCUGUGACUUCGGGGGCUCAACAAAUGGCGAAAUAGAUGGUCGGCAUCUGCCCGAUGCUGGAUUCUUUAAUCCAUGCGAUCCGCCGGAAUCGACAAAAAGCACGGAUAUUAUCAGCCUCGGGUCCAUUUAUUAUACGAUAAUGACUGGUCAUUGGCCCUACCGGUCUCAAGGACCAUUCAAGUCUCUGGAGGAAAUGAAGAAAUACCAAGAACUGGUUGACGAUCUGUUUGCCUCCACAAGGUACCCACCAGUUGAUGGACUGGAAGCUGGGGUUGUGAUACAACGAUGCUGGACAGCAGAAUACUCUGAUUUGACUGCACUUAUUGCAGACCAGUCUUCGCAGUUUGAGACUCUGAUGCGGCCGAAAGAGUGACACAAUGAAUUCGCAAAGUAUUCGGUCAACUAAACCAAAGAUAAUGCCCUCUGAACUAGUGUGUGAUGAUCAAUGCCCCUUCGAUGCUGCUUCAACGAGACAUCGGCCUCCGCGUCCGCCUUGUGCGCACCACCCCCUUCGCAUAAACCUCUCUGGCAUUACAAGCUGGAAUUUCGAUGCCGGUGCCGGUUGUGGAGCAGAUUGAUUAUGGAUUCGGGCAGUCAUAUCUUUCGCAUUUCCCUCUCUCUCUCUAUGUGAGGCCAGUGGGCUGGAAAUGCGACCAGGGCACUUAGAGGUGCCAAUAUCCUUGCAAGGCACAAAGUUCAUGUCCUCUUUGACCCUGCAGCCGCAUGUAUAAAUCUUGGUCGCAACGUUGACUUGGCACAUUCUAGAUUAGAAGCAUGAGUUAUUUGCGCAUGGUUUAGCAGUUGAAUGACCCACCUUGGCAAUUUGAAAUGGUGAGUUUGGGGUUCUCGAAAGGUAAAAGCGCCACCCUUCUUCUGGUGCUUUGUGGAUGGGAACGGUAGAGAGACUUAUUUAUAGCUGGAGAGACCAGUGUCAUGACCAGAUCACGUAGACUCCCUUGUGCUGGCUUUAGUGGCAUGUACAAGUGUCUAAUGAGGGGAACCCUGUUAUUUAGAGCUGUCAACGACGCCUGAACGGGACCAACGCAAUGGGUAUGGUUCUUGGAAAGCAGCCAUCGAUGAGCUCGCAAGUGACAUGGAUAGGAAUUAACUGGCACGCAGUCCACGCAAUCUUAUCUGUAUUUAAAGUUGAGAGA
Molecule: messenger RNA, 1968 nt
Organism: Aspergillus calidoustus
Lineage: Eukaryota; Fungi; Ascomycota; Eurotiomycetes; Eurotiales; Aspergillaceae
Source: the annotation of a GenBank genome assembly